CAGAUAAAUAAUAAUCCGAAGAAGAAGCACAUGCAACGUCACUUCCUGUUAGCUGAAGCGUGUUCAGUGUGGGUGCUGAAACAAGAACAUUAGAGUCAAAAAACUACUGCCAAAAACGCCAAAUUCACUUUGAGGGAGACAUGGCAGGGGAAAUCGGGGCAGAGGACUACCCACACGAGAUUGACGAGCAGCUGACAGGUUUCAAUUCUUCAGUUUCGUCUGUUCAGACCAUGUUGGAGAAGCUCAUGUCGAUGCCCAGGAACGAGCUCCUGCAAAAGCUGGACCCUCUGGAUCAAGCCAAGCUCGAUCUGAUGUCAGCCUACACACUGAAUUCAUUAUUCUGGAUGUACUUGGUUACAAAAGGAGUAAAUCCAAGAGAACAUGGAAUAAAGCAGGAGUUGGAGCGAAUAAGGACUUACAUGAACAGAGUGAAAGAGAUCACAGACAAGAAGAAAGCUGCUCGUCUGGAUAAGGGAGCUGCUGCACGCUUUCUCAGGAAUGCUCUCUAUGAACCAGAUGAAAAAGACUCAAGAAAAAAAGUAGCACCCAAGAAAGCAGCUGACAGAUCAUCUGACAGCCCACAGACAAAGCGUCCAAAGCAGAGCUGAGGUAAAGGGUGGGCUGCACAGUCUGGUUACUUGGCAUUUUGUACUACUCUUGAAGACUGCAAUAAUCAUGUUUCACUCUCAAGGCAACAAUAUUUCUUCAUACAGGACAACAUGAGCAAUACAUUAAAAUACACUUUGCCAUAUAUUUGGGUUGCUUACCUGUCAAAACAGCCUGUCAGAUUUGUGAUGACUUUAAUCCCCAAAGCAGUCAUACAAUGUUUUUAUUUAGAAAAAACAGAAGACUUGUUUCCCUCCUUCACAAACUUCACACGUUGACAGCACAUUGAUAUGACUCGAUUUUUUUUAAAGUGAGUUUACUGCUGAGAUUUUUGUUCCAAAAACAGUAAAAUGACAGUGUUAUUUAGUCGAGUGAGGGUCAAACCAGGUAAGGUAGUGUUUGAUUUGCACGGAUCAUUUUUUUUAGUUAAAUGAGUAAGAGUUUUGUCUGUAUUUUGAAAAUGAUUCUAUGAAUCAUGUUUUUUGUUUCCAGUUUGCAGGUUUUUACACAUGUGCCUUCUGUUAAACAUUGUAUUGAAAAAGUUGGCUUGGGUACAUAAUUAUCUUCUGCAUAAAAAACAUACUAGAAAAGG
This is a messenger RNA of Notolabrus celidotus (New Zealand spotty), 1198 nucleotides long. RefSeq names its product C1D nuclear receptor corepressor (gene c1d). The transcript has 5 exons. Bases 141 to 608 code for a protein of 155 amino acids. Gene Ontology annotation, cellular component: nucleolus; exosome (RNase complex). Gene Ontology annotation, molecular function: DNA binding; RNA binding. Gene Ontology annotation, biological process: regulation of gene expression; maturation of 5.8S rRNA. The record is from RefSeq and is a predicted model, not a curated record. NCBI's taxonomy places the organism in Eukaryota, Metazoa, Chordata, Actinopteri, Labriformes, Labridae.